This is a messenger RNA of Fundulus heteroclitus (mummichog), 1306 nucleotides long. RefSeq lists its product as uncharacterized. The record is from RefSeq and is a predicted model, not a curated record. The coding region runs from base 118 to 1155 and encodes 345 amino acids. NCBI's taxonomy places the organism in Eukaryota, Metazoa, Chordata, Actinopteri, Cyprinodontiformes, Fundulidae. The transcript is spliced from 3 exons.
GGUAGGAGAUGCUCUCUGAACAGCUGGUUCUUCAAGAGUUUCUGAAGAUACACAGGAAUGCCGCUGUUCUGCUAGAGGGACUUAUUUACACACUGAGGUUCCACCCAGCCAAGCAACAUGAUGAAAUGCUCCUUUGCUCCUAAUGGUAAUGUGAAUGCAGCCUCGGCUUUUGAAAACUCUGCCAAAAUGAGGGAAAAAGGGCCUAAUAUGAAUGCUGUCAGCAUCAGUGCACAGAGUCGAGAAGGCAGAGAGAAUCCAGGACCAAGAUGUCGGAUGACACGCAGCCAAGUCCCCAGAGAGCGGCCUAAUUCGACAGUCUCGACAUCUAACGUUACCUCGCGUUCUCAUCAGAGACGGUGGUCAGUUGACUUCUGUAAAUGCCAGGCACCACCUGUGAUUAUGGUGAGGAAGAACAAGAAGGAACCUGAGCCUCCUCAGCGUAGUGCUUCUCUUCUGCGACUUCAGACAUCAUCAUAUGCUUCUUCCAAGCGGUACUCAUGCCCCCCCAUUGGGAACUUUAUGUCGACAUCGUCCUCUUGCUCCUCCACCUCCUCCUGCUGUUCACCUACUUCUGUGCCGACAUCUGUCAUCAUUGGCCCAGAUCCUUUAGGAUGGAAAAUACAACCCAAAUCCAGGUCUAGCUCUUCUCAGGCACGCACCAAAAGGCUGUCUCUCCAAAUUCCUCUCCCUGCAGUCCCCACUCCCAGCUCUCCAGACCCAGAACCUUCAUCUCAACCCAAACCUGCACUCAGACCCAAACCUUCCCGCCGCCACCACUCUGAAUCCUCUGCCUUCCUGAAAUCACUUGGGAAGACUCCGCCUGUGGUUACCCUUGAGCAGCUCCAUGCUGUGCAUCUCCGGGCCCUUAGCCUUUCGGACGAAUCCGACGACGUCUUUGGCGAGCCGACUCAAGCGCCGACUCAAGGGCGUCCAAAAAUACCUCCACCUGUUCCAGAGAAGACGGCAACGGCCAGAAAAAUAGCACAGCUGAUUGCAAGUUCACGGAAGCGUUGCAGGCCUGUUACAACCAACGGCAACAACAUAACUGCAAGAAAGUCAACACCGACACUUUGGCAUCAUGAUAUGGACCAUAACAUAUGUGCGACAAAAAUGGCUGAGCUGCACCUUGUUGACGUCUGCAACAGGAACAGGUGAACCCCACACUUCCCUGGCUGUGAAAUGUGAGAAGACAACUGGAGAGGCUCCUAAUCAGCGUCACAAAUUACUACCAUGGGGUGUGAAGCUGGGAGAACAAACCGUCCCAGAAGACUUUUUAUGGGUGUUUGUCUGGGAUUGGGGGGGGGGG